This is a messenger RNA of Botrytis porri, 1458 nucleotides long. RefSeq lists its product as uncharacterized. The record is from RefSeq and is a predicted model, not a curated record. NCBI's taxonomy places the organism in Eukaryota, Fungi, Ascomycota, Leotiomycetes, Helotiales, Sclerotiniaceae. Bases 1 to 1458 code for a protein of 485 amino acids. The transcript has 4 exons.
AUGAACCAACAAGGUUUGUUUCAGGUGGACAUGGACUCAUUUCAGAAGCUUAUUGAUGGAUUGGACGUUCAAUCGCGCGAUGAACUGACAGGAAGACUUCAGGAGGGGACUCAACAACGAUAUCUUGAUGUAUGCGAGAAGUUUGAACUUUGGCAACAGGAAGAUUUUGUACAUCUUUCAAAAAUUUUGCCGCCAAACUUCUUUGUUGAUAUUAUCUCCUCUUACAAGUCAAGGUCGAAACUCAUGCCACCAACUGGAGACGCACUUCACGUUCACACAGAGCUCAGAACGAAAUCAAUCGGUGAGAAGCGAAAGAAGAUCAACAAGACAUGCAAUCUCAAUAUCUUCCCACCCGAAGUCAGGGAGCAAAUCUUCCGUCUCAUUCUCAAGGAUUACUUUGCAGAUUACCCUGAACGUUCAGUGCUGAUCUAUCAAAACUGGAUCAUGGGACCCUGUGAAAAGAUCAAUAUAUCAGGAAAUGCAGGAUUGCUUCGUAUAGAUCUUCCUACCUUUGAAAUCGCUUUGAUCCCGGAUCAGAAGCUCUAUCGAGAGUUCUUUGCUUUGAGGAUUAUGCAAUGUACAAUUGAACUUCGUCCUAGCCUUACAUGGAGCCAUGUCUAUAGUUUCCCUCCCGAAGUUCAAGUUUCCGAUCCACCUGAGGAGAUCACGGAGUGGGUGACCGAUAGCUCGAAGAGCAGUUUUGAGUAUAUGGCGUGGGUUUACCUGCAAGAAAAAGAGCUUGGCCUUCAUCCCAACAUUGGCAAUAGUUAUCAUAAUCUGCCUCUACGUGGUUGGGUUUUCCAUUAUCCUUCUCUCUCUAAAUUAUCUCCAAUAAUGUUGGAUAAUAUUCACGGUAUUCACAUCAUCUUAAGCACCGAUUACCUUCACACACAGUACUUUGGUGCUGAGCGAUGGAAAAAACGCUCUGCUCCUACAUUCGACGUUCUCAGCUGCGAUCUGAAUUAUGCUGCGAACCUAGCCUCCCUCUCUUACGUUCUAGGCCAUAAAAGUCGGGGCUCCAGAAUCCCACUCGAUCAAGCCGACAUCCUCCUUUCUACCACGGUCCUUCCAAUUAUCCUCCGCUCCCUCGAGCACUCUCUCGCUGUCGAGCCCAUGAAGAACACCCUAAAUACCAACCCUCAUUCUUUGAUCCCUGCCCCUCUAGCCCAGCUCACAACGUUCAGUAUCAAAACUUUCCAAACAAAAUUUCCCCUCGGAUGUUGUAGAGCCAUGUACGUCCAAGAAGACCCUGAUAUCCUGUGUGAAGGCGCGGAAGUUAUAAAUAGAUUACUGGCAAUUUCUCUAGAACCAUCAAGGAUUGACAGGGUACCUGAAAUGGGCGGGCGAGAAUUUGAUCGGGGAUGGGGAGUUACUUGUUACCAGUUGGUCUGGGCCGCGGGAGUCGGUAAAAAUUUGUUGAUCUGUGAGAAGAUAGAGAGUGAGCAAUUAAAUGGUUGA